AUGUCUCAACCAAUUCCUCUCUCUCGUUUGGGGUCACCAGCUUCAUCAAGAUUUCUGACUGAGGAUCAAUCUCCGAGAAUUAUCGAAGACGUGUUCCCAACUACGCCAUUGUUCGACCAGCCUCCAGAUCAUAUAACUUCACCGUGGAAACGUGCCCUCUUCGACUUGCUCGAAUCUCCAACAUCAUCUUCGUCGGCCUUUCUCGUUCACUUUGCAUCAACUUCUCUCAUUGUAUUUUCUGCCAUCGUUACAAUCUUGGAGACCGUGCCAAGUUUUCACUCUAUUUCCCCUCGAGUAUGGUUUGGUCUAGAAACAAGUCUGGUGCUUCUUUUCACCGUAGAAUACUCCGCACGUUGUGUCGCAUGGAGCUCCUCUUGGAUCUCAUUGGUUAAAUGGAUGUUCUCCUUCUAUGGGGUCAUUGACAUGCUGGCUAUACUACCCUACUACAUUGAGAUAGUGCUGCGGCAAGAUACCUCUGUUCUGUUCCGCUUCUCCAUUCUGCGCAUGUUUCGUCUAUUGCGGGUCUUCAGGCCGUUCCGAUACAAUAGCACCAUACUUCUAACCAUCGAGGUCAUGUAUCUGGCUGUUCGUAGAUCACAUCAUGCAUUACUUGCACUUAGUUUUUUUAUUGCAAUGGUGUUGACUGUGUUCAGCACACUACUAUACUUCUCAGAGCGCGGUACUUGGGACGACAAUUUGGAAACGUUCAUUAAUUCAGACGGUGACGCAACUCAGUUCCAAUCAAUACCUGCAGCUGCUUGGUUCGUGCUAGUCACAAUUACUACAGUGGGUUAUGGAGAGAUUACACCUCGCUCUAUUCUCGGGCGCUUGAUCACAGUUCCUCUUCUUGCUUUUGGCUUGCUUCUUAUUGCCCUCCCAAGCUUCGUUCUCGGUAGAGAAUUUAGCCUGGUCUGGGAGCAGAUGGCCGAUGAUGGGGGCUUCGCACGAGAACAUGACCCUGCUUUGGCUGCUUUGGGUCACCAUCGGCUGGAAUCUCAACCUUCAGAGCCCCUAAAGGACCUUUCUAAUCGGAAGCUCGCUCAGAAUCAAACUGAGUUGAGUCAACAGAUAUCAGAACUACGAGCGACGGUGGAGAUGCAGAGCGAAAUGAUUGGGGAACUACUUGGAUAUCUUCGCGUAGAGGGAACAGCGAAAGGAAAGCGUAGGGAAAAUGUUGUUGGACGUGCUGUGAGCUAA
Suillus plorans is the source of this 1197-nucleotide messenger RNA. RefSeq lists its product as uncharacterized. Gene Ontology annotation, biological process: potassium ion transmembrane transport. Gene Ontology annotation, molecular function: voltage-gated potassium channel activity. The record is from RefSeq and is a predicted model, not a curated record. The coding region runs from base 1 to 1197 and encodes 398 amino acids. Lineage: Eukaryota; Fungi; Basidiomycota; Agaricomycetes; Boletales; Suillaceae. Gene Ontology annotation, cellular component: membrane. The transcript is spliced from 9 exons.